Schizophyllum commune H4-8 is the source of this 793-nucleotide messenger RNA. RefSeq lists its product as uncharacterized. The record is from RefSeq and is a predicted model, not a curated record. Bases 214 to 459 code for a protein of 81 amino acids. The transcript is spliced from 2 exons. NCBI's taxonomy places the organism in Eukaryota, Fungi, Basidiomycota, Agaricomycetes, Agaricales, Schizophyllaceae.
CAUCGACUUUUGCUGAUGAAACCAACUCAUUCCCAUGCUCUACAAUCGAUAUGCUCGUCAUUCAGGACGCGUUAGGGACUUUGGUGAUGCUCAGUUCGUGUUAGACUUCAUCCCCUCCUCGACACCCACCGCCCUCGCGCACCCCGCAUCGUCCCUUUGACCACAUGACGAGUACUCUAAUCCAUUCCGGGUACCUCCUGGAGUAUACGUACGAUGCGAGGCGGUGCGCCGAGUCCCGCGCCGCCGCGUCAACCCGCAUAUACUCAACACGCGCACUCUACUCAUUCCUCAUUGUUCCCUAUUUUCCGUCGCUUCCAGUUUCCGAGAACCGAGGUACCAGGCGACCAAGUACCCCAUCAAACUGAUGGAAGUUUGAUGUACGGCCUCGAGGGCCGCGCCGCUGUCGUGAUACUCGGGCGGCUACUCUCCCCUUGGCGAGCAGAAUGCAUCUCCCGCUAACCCCUGCGCGGAAUACCCCCCACACCAUGUCGACAGGGUCAGGAAACACGUGUCGCGUCAGGAUUUGAGAUCUGGGAUACGGAGGUGACUGGCAGAUGCGCUGGCGGCACGCUGCUUUGCGUGCAGCUCAAAGCCUGCCAAAUGGAGAUCCAGCGUGAUCGCGCACAGUUCGACUUUUUCCUCUUUUUCCUGCCAUCGUCCCGCAACUUGCCGGUCUCGUCACGUCACGAUGGCUCUAGGUACUUAACGACUUGGACAUGCACCGGCACAGGUCGAGGGAAAGAGCGCCCCGCCCCGCGACCCUCUCUCCUGCGGCUCCACGGGCGGCUUCCGC